AUGAGGAACGCCGCCCUGAUGGUUUGGAUCUGCCUCCGGGUGCAAGCGUGCGGGGGGGCGGGGGGGCAGCACGCACGCCAGCUGCUCAGCGACCUGAUGGAGGACUACUCCAACGCUCUGAGACCUGUGGAGGACACGGACGCCGCCCUCAACGUCUCCCUGCAGAUCACCCUCUCUCAGAUUAAAGACAUGGACGAGAGGAACCAGGUGCUGACCACCUACCUGUGGAUCAGACAGGUGUGGCACGAUGCCAACCUGAAGUGGCACAAGGAGGACUACGAUGAUCUGGAGAUGAUCAACAUCCCCAGCGACCUGGUGUGGAAGCCAGAUAUUGUCCUCUACAACAAAGCAGACGAGGAGUCGUCGGGUGCGUCCAACACCAACGUGAAGCUGCGCUACAACGGCGAGAUCGUCUGGGACUCCCCGGCCAUCACCAAAAGUACGUGCGUGGUGGAUGUUUCCUACUUCCCUUUCGACUGGCAGCAGUGCAACCUCACCUUCGGCUCCUGGACCUACAACGGCAACCAGGUGGACAUCAGCCUGGGGAUGGACAGCGGCGACCUGUCCGACUUUGUGGAGAACGUGGAGUGGGAGUGUCACGGCAUGCCGGCGGUGAGGAACGUGAUGAUGUACGGGUGUUGCUCCGACCCUUACACCGAGGUCACCUACACCUUGCUCCUGAAGCGCCGCUCCUCCUUCUACAUCUUCAACCUGCUGCUGCCCUGCUUUCUCAUCUCCUUCCUGGCGCCGCUGGGGUUCUACCUGCCCGCCGACUCGGGGGAGAAGGUGUCGCUGGGUGUGACCGUGCUGCUGGCGCUCACCGUCUUCCAGCUGCUGGUGGCCGAGAGCAUGCCGCCUGCCGAGAGCAUGCCCUAUAUUGGAAAGUACUACAUCGCCACCAUGACAAUGAUCACAGCUUCAACGUCGCUCACCAUCUUCAUCAUGAAUAUUCAUUUCUGCGGCGCCGAGGCCAAGCCGGUCCCUCGCUGGGCCAAAGUCCUCAUCAUAGACUACAUGUCCAAAAUCUUCUUUGUCUACGAGGUGGGGGAGAACUGCACCACUCCGGAGUGCGAGGAGAACCCGCUGUACCCUGACGACACCGUGAGCCACGUGACGUCCGACCUGGACGACUGCGACGUCUACCGCCGCGCCGCAGAGCCGCACAAGCACGGUGGCGGCGGCCGUCACCGCAGCCCACAGCGCAACGGCGGCAGGCACCAGUACUACAAGGACCAUGAAUCUCGACAGAAGCGUGCUGAGGUGAACCGAGGGACUGGCCAGCACUACCACCACCAUCACAUCACCAGAGAUGAGCUGGACUACCAGGCCGCUCCUCGUCCUCUGAACCUGCACUUGAAUGGAGAACUGAAGGAGCAGCUCCUGGAACCUGAGGAGAAACAUCUGACCCCGUCUUGCCCCUGCAGCUGCCCCUGCCUUCAACAUAACCAGGUGGUGAAGAACAUCCAGUACAUGGCCAACUGCUUCCGAGAGCAGAGGGCGACUUGUGUCAAGGCAGCAGAGUGGAAGAAGGUUGCCAAGGUGAUGGACCGAUUCUUCAUGUGGAUCUUCUUCAUCAUGGUGUUCCUCAUGAGUGUCCUCAUUAUCGCCAAGGCCUCAUGACAUCCGCCUUCUUCUAUUUAGUUUGUUUUUCCUCCAACACUAAUCCUCCAUUAUCUCUGGACCUCUGAGUCACCUAAUUGCCAUCUUAGAGGUGGAAGGAAUGAGACGCUUAUGAAGGAAGGUGUGUCAUGUGUCACCAUUGUGCUGUGGGUCAUUAUUUAUGAAGUGCAUAGGCACCACCAGUACAGGAGGACCUCUAAAGUUCAAUAACCAAAGUGAAGUCACUCUUGAUAUGAGCACGUUUAAUCAGGUUUCAGGUGAGUUUGCUUUUUAUUCAGUUUCUGAG
Molecule: messenger RNA, 1906 nt
Organism: Entelurus aequoreus (snake pipefish)
Lineage: Eukaryota; Metazoa; Chordata; Actinopteri; Syngnathiformes; Syngnathidae
Gene: chrna9a
Product: cholinergic receptor, nicotinic, alpha 9a
Exons: 7
Coding region: 1-1620 (539 amino acids)
Biological process (GO): nervous system process; monoatomic ion transmembrane transport; chemical synaptic transmission
Cellular component (GO): postsynaptic membrane; neuron projection; synapse
Molecular function (GO): transmembrane signaling receptor activity; acetylcholine-gated monoatomic cation-selective channel activity
Source: RefSeq, a predicted model, not a curated record